CCACGUGUCACAAAUAUUCGUUCGAUCGAACGUCUCAUUAAGGAAUUCUAAUUACAUUAACAAUCUUCUUCAACGCAUUUAAACACCAAAAUUACAGCAAAUUAAAAGCAUCAACGAGCCAUGAUCACUUCAAAUAACAUUAAUAAUAUUGCUGGGAACUGGAAUAAGGAAUUAACAAAAGGUUUGGUUUGAAGUUCUUGUUUAAUAAGAGGUCUGAACAGGAUCAGCAUAGCUCGUUGAUUCCCAAACGAACCACAUUAUAAUAUUCAAAUAAAGUUAACCAUGAUAAAUUAAAUAAAUGGAGAAAAAAGUGCUAAUCACAAAAGAAACUAGUUAAUAAACCCCAUCGUCCAUAAUCAACAAACUCCCCACGUCUCCAAAUCACCUUUUUAAUUGUCAAUUAUUGUUAUUGGUUAAGGUUCGAUCGAACCCCCUCCAAAACAAUUGCCUAAUUAUAACGCAAAUCGGGUCGGGUUGGGUAAUUUUGGGUUGGGAAUUUCGGUUACGGGUCGGGUCAUAAUUGGUUGGCUUAUUCGGGUCAAAUAUUGACCCAACCCAUUCGGUUUCGGGUCGGGUUACAGGUCAUUUCGGGUUAUGAGCGUUCUCGGAAACAAUAUUAAACAUGCUUCAUAUUUUCUUAAAGAACACAAAUUUUCACAUAUGCAUGACAAUAGUUUACGUAACACAUGUCAAUUAACAUAUUCUCAAAUCCUCCCAUGCUAAUGAAAUGAAAUAUAAAUUGUGCAAAUCGUCAAAAAACAAUCACAAGAGUAAUACUACUACAAGAAACACAUGAUAUUUGAUUAUCCUUAAACUCCAAACAUGUCAUUCAAAUAUUUGUGAUUUUCUUAAAACAUCUCACCAAUUUAUGACUGAUUUUAUCAUAUUUUGGGAGUAAUAUAUUAAAUGGAACGAGUCUAACAGGUCGACUUGCUAACCCACCCAACCCGACCCAAAAAAUCAUGGAUUAUCGGGUUCGGAUCAUUCGGAUUACAAAAAUGUCUAGUUUUCAGGUGGUUUCAAAUCGAGUCAACGGGUUGGUUUGUAAUUUGUCAGGUCUACAUAUCCAUGACCAGAAGCCUACAUUUGACUAAUGAUUAAUUAAUGACAUAUUUACAGAUUUUUUUGGGGGAGGGUGGGGGGGGGAUAUAAUUAUUUAUGGAAUUCUUUUAUUUCUAGAAAGAGGGAAGUGGCAAGAAAGUAGCGUAGGCCAUUGGAGAUGGAGAUUACUCUCUCGCUCUCUGCAUGCAUCAUGCUGACGCUACCCAAAUUCGCGUCACCUUCUUACGUCAGCACCCCCAGAUUAGUGAUGAAUUAGUGCCCCAAAACAAAAACAAUCCUUUUUCAUUCAUUUUUCUUUUAAAUUAAAAAAAAAUAUAUGAAUCUUCCAUCUGUCCUUCCUAUUUCCUUUCAUUUCUUCUCCCCACAGGACAAUUUAUUCUACAGAUCCUUCCUCCUCCCUUCCUUCACUUUGCUCCUCUCUUUCUUUCCCUCCCUCCAAAAUCCCCACAAACACAACAAUCUCUCUAUAUAACCAAAAAGCCAAAAAAAAUCCUCUGUACUUCAUCACUUUCCACACACACCCAAACCAGUGAAAAAAAGAAGAAAGCUUUCCUCAUCUCUUGCCAUUUCCAGCCACUACCCAUCUCUCCAAACAUCCUGCUCUCCAAUGGGUACUUCCUAUUUCAGCCAAAAUCCCACCACACAGGGCGGGAAGAAGCAGGAGAUCACCAUCAUCAAAGAGCUUGUCCAGGGCCAGGAAUUCACUUCCCAGCUCCAGCUCCUCCUGCAAACCCAGUCCACAAAUGGAGGAGGAGAUCUUCAGUACUGUUACUCGUCCACAACUACUGAACUUCUUCACAAGAUCUCGAGGUCCUUCACUGAUGCCAUCUCUGCUCUCAGCACCGCUGCUAAUGGCAGUAGUGAUCAUGAGAAUUUUCAAGCUGUUUCUCACGGGGAGCAGCAGUCGUCUGCCGGAUCCGGCCCGUUCGAGGAAGACUCCGGCGAGAGCCGGAAGAGGCCGGCGGCGGCGGUGGGGAAGAGUGGUGCCGCCGGGAGGGACAACCGGGGGACGUACAAAAGAAGGAAGGCUGGCCACUCCAGCGUAAUAAUCUCGCCGUCGUUUUCACAAGACGGCCAUGGUUGGAGGAAGUAUGGACAGAAGGAGAUUCUCCAUGCCAAAUUCCCUAGGAGCUACUUUAGAUGCACUCACAAGCACGAGCAAGGUUGCAAAGCCACGAAGCAAGUGCAGCGGCUCGAACAGGAAGACGAGAUGUACUCCAUAACUUACCUCGGCCACCACACUUGUGAAAAUGCCCUGGCGGCGGCGGCGGCAGUUCUUCCACCGGUCGUGGAUGCUAGCGCCACCGCGGCGGCGGUAACGCCGAGUGUGAAGCAAGAGGUUUCUAAUAACAAUGAAGAGAGCCCGAGCGGGGUGACGGUUGAUAACAAUGAGGUGAUGAUUGGGAAUGAUGGGAACAUGACCAUGUGGCAGGAUUUCGUGUCGUUCGAUCUGGAAGCUGAGGAGGCGGUUAGCAACUACGGGUACGAUUAUGGUAAUUACGAUUUUCAUGGCCAUAAUGUCGCUUCUGAUUCCGGAAUUUUGGAUUUGAAGUUUUCGGUCAAGGACAUUGAUUUCGACGAUGGGUUCAGGUUUGAUUCUGAACAGAGCUGUGGGUUCUUCUAGGGUUUUUUUUUUUUUUUUUUUUUGUAUAAUUAGUACAAUGUGUAAUUAUUGUUGUAAGUUAAAAGUACUGGUUUUGCAAGAGUAACUAGCUAUAUAGGAAAGGAUGGAUGAAUGUCCCUUUUCAGUUACGUACCACCCAAGUUUCUGAAAUUUGUGCGAUGUUAGCUAUAUAUAUACUAUGUAUGGUACCAAAAUGUGGCAAUUAUAUAUGUGGAGAAUAUUGAAUUGAGUAUGAAGACAAAUUUCUUUUGUGGAAAUAUGAAAUAUUGUCAUGGAUGGUGGCUUUUCAACUUUUGCUGUGGGGUUGCCACUUUCUACUCAAUCCAAAAGGUCAGGCUAAAAUUCACAUGCUGGGAUAAAAGGUCUGAGAAUCCAAACAAAAAAAUAAGGUGCAUGCAUCAUAUCAUAUGAUAAACAACUAGUUUCUCCUGUUCAUCAGUUUCAAGAACAAUGAUAUAAUUUUGAGGUUGCUCUCCUUGCUAGAAUAAGCUAGGUUUCAUGCAUGAUACUAUUGUGCCUAAUUUGGGGAUCAUCAUAUCUGCAUGUGAAGUCUGAAAUUACUUGCCCUCCAAAUAUAGAGAUGGGGUUCCUCAUACAUGAUUGGUAAUAUGCAAGAAAAAAAUUAUCUGGUGAGUAAGAUUUAAGAAUAAUAGUUUCGAACUUAUUCGUACUAUUCUAUAUUUGAGUCAAUCUAUUUUUUGUGGGUGGUGAAGGGGGAGUGUCGUACUCGGAGGGGGGAUUUGUGCUUUGUUGACCCAUAUCAUUCUUGUCUGUGUUUGUAAAACAUUAACCAAAUUACUUUUAAUUUUAUUUUUAAAACAUAGUAUUUUAUCUCUAACAUAGUUGUUAUUAUGUGAGCGCCUCUUUUUCUAAAAUAAUAUGACUUUUUUUAUCGUGUCAUAUUGUUCUCAUCAUGUUGGGGUAGUUUCCAUUUUUUUCGUCUCUGUUCGCCACCCUUUCGAUUCGGCGAGAGAUGUAUAGGAAAAGAUGAAUUUGAUGUAAUUUUACUUAGUAUUUGGGCCUCAAGGGAACAUGUCGAACAUAUGCAGAUAAACUUAAACUUUGUGCUAAAAGAAUAAUCCACAACCAACUCAAACGAGAAAAAGAGACCAGGAAUCGCCUGGAGAAAUUUGAAAACAUGAUUCGUUAUGAAGACAGAAGGGGAGGAAGGAGAUAAGACAAUAUUCAUACGAACCAAUUAAAUAUUUAGACGGCAGCUAAGAGACAAGACAAUCAACUUCUAUAGAUGGAGAGUCGAGCUUGGCAUGCAUACACAAUGCCUGAUGGUUAGAAAGUUGGAGUGUGAGUUAGUCACUGAGCGUCUAAGCCUCCCUCUAAAACGGUAUCUAAAUUGCACAUUUCUCGUAAACAAUGUAGAUGUCACUCAUGGAUUCUGGUCUAACCUCGAAUAGAAUUGUAAGUUCCUCUAGAUUUUGCUACCGAUGAAUGAAUGUCAUGUACCACUCAAGUUUCUGAAAUUUGUGUUAUGUUUGCAUAAAUACAUAUUACUUACUAUGUGUACGGUAGUGUAUCAAUACGAGAAUUCUGUGCUCGUGGAAAAUUGAAUAAGAGAAAUGGUUCUUUUGUUGUAGCAUGAAAACUUAUCAUCUUCGAUGAUGGCUCAAUCCAAAACUUAUCAACUUUAGUGUGGGGUUCCCAGUUUGGAGUUCGACUCAAUCCAAAACAUCAAACUGACUCACGCGGUGGUGAUAAGGGUCUGCGAAUCCGAACAGAUACAGUGCAUGCUUCGUCUGAUUCUGAGGUGCAAGCUCCAUGGUUGGAUCUUGUUCAGGGCCCAUAGAGUUAUGGGCUGAACAGGUUAAUGGGCUCAUUACACAAACUUAUUAUUAGCUAGCGGUCUGUACUUGUUAUUGGCAAAUUUUUUUAUAUGUUCCGAUCAGUUUGGAGUGAGUAUUACUACUUAUAGUAGCGUGAAGCGCGGGGAAUAUUGAGGAUUACUUCUUAUUUGUCUCGCUUUUGCCUCCGCUCUAUCAUAAUUUACUAGCUUAGCGCCCGGCCGUUGGCUGGAUUACCAACAAUUUGCCGAAUUACUGAUAAUUUUCAAUAUAAGUAUAUUUAUAUUUUAAUUUUAUAUAAACUAAUCUGUGGCAAGCAAGAUAAGGAAUUGCAUAUGUUGUUUCUAUAGCUACCUCAAUAAUUUGUUCAAUCCAACUCAUAUCAAUUUUAUUUUACUUAUAUCAAUGCAAUGUAUUUGCAAUUGCAUAUGGUCUUAAAUGAUGUUAAAAAGAAGGAAAAAAACAGAAAAUUCUGUUGUGGAAGCCCAUCAUCUCCUUAUUAGGUCAUCUAGACUUUCAUGUGUAAUUGUAUUUGUUGCAAUAUUGUAAAUAUGAAUGAAUGAUUGCAUCAAUGAAAUAAAAAAUAUAACAUCGUUGUAUAAAAAAAAUUGAGUUGCAAAAAUAAAAGGAGAGAAUCCAAACAGAUGUAUUCUUGUCAAUUAGGCACCUCUUCAAAUGCAUGUGUUGCAAGGGGUUUUUGAAAGUUGAGAUUCUAAAAGUUGUAUUCAAUAAAUAUUUGUAUUCCCAAAAUGUAUGUGGAAGUGUCAAAAUGUAAAACAAUAUAUUUAUUAUUUUGUGUAGAUCUCACAUAUAAUCAACAAAAAAUAAGAAUUGUUUAGUUGAGAUAGUUUUGAUUGUUGGUUUUAGAUUUGAGUCCCAUUUUAUUUAUAUUCCUGUAAUUUUUAUGUUAUACUAAAAUUAGAGGAUAUAUGUGAGUCCCAUAAUUUAACUUUAUGUUAAUCAUAUACAACUACAACCUGAACAACUAAAUAAUGUAAUGUCAAAAUAUAUCUAUUACACCAACACAUAUAUCUAAAGUAUAGUGAUUUAUUACAAUACAAAGAUUUAACAUAUACAACUUCCAAACAACUCCUACAAAAAAUGAAUGCGGUGGGUUGAGUGAAGGUCGAAUUUUGUGAUGUGGCGGGUUAAAAUUGGGUGAGUCAGCAGUUCUGUUUGCCACGUCAGCAAUUGACUGACGGUGUUGAUGGAGACUAACGGAGAGUGACUAAACGUGGACCAUUUUACUAAUUCGAGUGACCACUAAUGGAUUUAAAUAUUUCGAGUGACUAAACAUGAACGUUUUUAGAAAACUCAGUGACCAAACUUGCAAUUAACCCCUCUUAAAUUAUGUUAAAAAGAAGGAAAAAACAGAAAAUUCUGCUGUGGAAGCCCAUCAUCUCCUUAUUAGGUCAUCUAGACUUUCAUGUCUAAUGGUAUUUGUUGCAAUAUUGUAAAUAUGAAUGAAUGAUUGCAUCAAUG
This is a messenger RNA of Linum trigynum, 5964 nucleotides long. The record is from the annotation of a GenBank genome assembly. Lineage: Eukaryota; Viridiplantae; Streptophyta; Magnoliopsida; Malpighiales; Linaceae.